Messenger RNA from Raphanus sativus (radish), 2802 nucleotides. RefSeq names its product G-type lectin S-receptor-like serine/threonine-protein kinase SRK. The record is from RefSeq and is a predicted model, not a curated record. The transcript has 7 exons. Bases 224 to 2671 code for a protein of 815 amino acids. Gene Ontology annotation, molecular function: ATP binding; protein serine/threonine kinase activity. NCBI's taxonomy places the organism in Eukaryota, Viridiplantae, Streptophyta, Magnoliopsida, Brassicales, Brassicaceae. Gene Ontology annotation, biological process: protein phosphorylation; recognition of pollen.
GUACUAGGCCUAUGCAAUACCAAAUGAAGAAACAAGACAUACGACAAUAAAACUUAAAGUUGGUGGUGACAAAACGCUUCGAUGGUAGUUAUAACGCCUAACCUACCAAUCAAGAGAGAGAAAAAAAAAACUGAAAGUAGAACAAAAAUGAAGAACCACUAGAAGAAGAAGAAGAAGAAGAAGAAGAAGAAGAAGAAGAAGAAGAAGAAGGAGGAGGAGGAGGAUGUUGAGACACAUUCUAUUUCUUUGCAUCGUCUUGUUUCAGUACGGUAAUUCUGGGGACAUCUUAAGGAGUGGGGAUAGAUGGGUUUCAGUUAAGGGCGGUACACUUGUGUCUUCUAGAGGAAGUUUCGAGGCCGGAUUCUUUAGAUUUGCAGGAAGGGAAAACUGGUUUUUUGGGAUUUGGUACAAAAAUGUAGCCGAAAGAACUUAUGUUUGGGUAGGUAAUAGAAAAGACCCUUUACACAGCUCUAACGGGACCUUAGAGAUCUACAAUGAUCAUGAGUUGGUUAUCAGGGACAAGUCUAACUUAGCUGUGAGGUUCUCGACUAGAAGAGAUCAUUCUUCUACAACAACGGCAGUUGCUCAACUCCUGGAAAACGGUAAUCUCGUUCUCAAAGAUCCCAAUAACGACAAUCCAGAAGACUUUUUUUGGCAGAGUUUCGACGAACCGACUGAUACCAUACUUCCAGAGAUGAAACUACUAUGGAAUGACCAAUAUCUGACUUCGUGGAGAGCACUUGAUGAUCCACAACCAGGAGAUUUCGAAUUAGGAUUCGAAAGUGCAGAAUAUCCGGUUAUUGCCACUUUGAAAGGCUCAAUGGUUAUACAUAGAAGCGGUCCUUGGAACGGAAACAAGUUCAUCGGAGCUACUCCCUUGUUUAGAUUAGAAUGGAGGUACAAGGAAAUUUCGUAUUUGUCAAUUACUACUGCAGACAACAGAUCAUACACAAGGGUACAGCUAGACUAUGAGGGAUUAGUGAGACACUACACCUGGAAUCAAAUAAGCAAAAAGUGGGACCAGCAAUGGAGCUCAUCCCUUGAACAGUGCGAUCUGUAUUACUCAUGUACUCCGAACGCUUAUUGUAGCGUUGUUUCAUCAUCUAAAGUGUGUGAGUGUAUCCCAGGUUUUGGCUUGAACGUGACAACAAAAGAGUGUGUGCGGAAAAAGAAUGGUAUCUGCAACGGAGACAACCAUUUCUCACUUGUUCGGAAAAUGAAUCUGCCCGACAGCAGAAACGCCAAAUCGAACCCGUCCAUCACCAAGCCAGAACAAUGCGGUAAGAUUUGCCUUGGGGAUUGCAGUUGUACUGCUUAUUCUAUAAGCGUAAGCCUACAAACUGGAAACCGGAGCUGUAUAACAUGGAGCGGAGACUUGGUUGAUAUUCGCAGUUAUUCCAAUGAGGGUCUAGACCUUUAUGUGCGAACGGCUGGUGGUGGGAAGAAGAAAAGCAAAACAGGAUUGAUCGUAGGUACUUGUGUUUGCAUCUCGGUGGUUUUGGGUCUUUUUGCAUUAUUUUGCUACUGCAAGAGUAAAAAGAAGAGAGAAAGAGAAAGAGAAAGAGAAAGAGAAAGAGAAAGAGAAAGAGAAAGAGCCAUCACCGCUGCAUCAAUUGAAAUAAUGAUGUCAAGGGAAAGAGAAAACCCAAUAGAGGAUCAAAUAUCUGCCCCAAUGGAUUUUGCGAUGAUACUGAAUGCCACAGGCAACUUCUCUCAAGAGAUCGGACAUGGUGGAUUUGGGUCUGUGUACAAGGGUGUGUUAGCCAGCGGGGAAGAAAUCGCUGUCAAGAAACUUUCAGAAAUCUCGAAACAAGGGUUGGAUGAGUUCCGUACCGAGGUGAGGUCUAUUUCACGCCUCCGACACAUUAAUAUCGUCCGCCUGUAUGGUUGGAGCGUUUACAAGGAAGAGAAGCUAUUGAUAUACGAGUAUCUAGUGAACGGCAGCUUAGAAGGACAUCUUUUUGGUGGUGGUGAGCUAAAUUGGCAAACUAGAUUUCAUAUUAUCAAGGGUGUAGCUCAAGGCCUAGCAUAUAUCGAAGAAGGGGGAUACGAUCUGAUUAUACACCGGGACUUGAAACCUGAUAAUAUCUUACUUGACAGAGAUAUGAACCCGAAGAUAUCCGAUUUCGGGUUGGCCAGAAUGUGUGCAAGGAGCGAGAAGGAAGUUUUCACACAGCAUAGGGCUGGAACGCAAGGCUACAUAUCGCCAGAAUCCCUGUUAGAUGGCAUAUUCUCAUCUGCGUCUGACGUCUUCAGCUUCGGAGUUGUUGUUCUUGAAAUUGUUAACGGGAAAAGGAACAGAUCAUUCUCCUCUUCUAUUGGCUAUCUUCUCGGCUACGCGUGGAACAAAUAUAAUGAAGGAAAAUGGAGUGAUAUCAUCGAUGAGAAGAUCAGACAUGACUGUGUAGAGUCUUGGCAAGUGUUGAGAUGCAUUGAAGUGGGACUCCUGUGUUCUCAAUAUUUUGCAAGGGACAGACCAAAAAUCUCCCUGGUCGUGGCUCAACUACAACAGAAAGCUGUUGAGAUUCAAAAGCCAAAACGCCCUGGCUUUUACCCAAUUGAUGAAGGCAAAAGUGGGAUUCCUUCCUCUUCAAACUUGAAGGGAGAAUCUUCCAAAUCUACUUCCCAUACAGUUAACGGCUAUACGUUUUCCGAGAUCGAUGCUCAGUGAAUUCUUAAUUACUUGCUAUUGUAAUUGGAGGACCUCCAAAUUUUUUAUUGAUUUAGUUUAUGUGUAUAAUUAAAAAAUUCUAAUGAUAAUACAUUUAUAUUCUAUUUAAUAAUAUUAAAUUAUUUACAUAA